CCACUCCACUCUCUCUUCUCUCACCUCUAUGCUUUUUUUCUCUAAGCAUUGUUUCAACUUAAGCCAUUUUCUUUUUCUUUAUUCGAAAUCAAAUUGGCAAAGUAUAGAAGAAAGAUUUGUGUUAUAAUGGGGUUGAGGGAAUUUUAUUAGUUAAAGAACCUCCUCCUCUGAGACAGAGAAAGCUAGUCAUAACCUUGUAACUCUUUCUUCUUCCUUUUUUGGGCUGAAUCUUACUUCUUUCUUUCUUAGAGUUUGAUAAGAUAUAUCUUCUUUAAAACCCUUAACUUCUGGGAGUUUUCAUGUUCAUAAGCUGGAGUUUCAAUGUUUGAGCGAGGUCAUGAUGAUAGCCUUUUUCUUUUCCAAUGGGUUUUAGGGUUUAAGUGAGUUUUUAUAUUCGUAUGAGGUUGAUCUGAGUUUGUGAUUCCCCCUAAAUUUAGUCUCUCUCUCUCUCUCUCAAGAGAUUUGGAAUUGAGAGGAAACUAGGUUUUCGUUUUGUUACCUUGUGCGGAAGAAAAAUGGAAGAAGUUGAAGCUGCAAACAAAGCAGCCGUGGAAAGCUGUCAUGGAGUCUUGAAUCUCUUAUCACAACAAACCAAUGAUCCCAAAGCCAUAAUGGUUGAAACAAGAGAAGCCGUUUCCAAGUUCAAGAGAGUCGCCUCUCUUUUGACUAGAGGGUCCGGUCAAAGGAAGAUUAGGAAACUCAACAACAACUUCAAGUUGUUUAGGUCUCCUUUGUUUCCUCCACACAUCUUCUUGGAAAGUCCCAUUUGCAGUAAUAAUGCUAUAAGUGGUUUCAUUCCAAUUCUAGCACCAAAGCCUCUUCAGAUGAUACCACCUGCUGCUGCUGCUGCUGCUAGUUAUAGUGAAAUUGACCCAAAACAGAAACUGGGUCAUCCUCCAAUGAUGAUGCUUAACCAGAAAAUUUGUGUUGACAAGUCGUAUCUGGAGCUAAAGCCACCGGCUUUUCGAGCUAUUGAUCCAAAACCAUAUCAGUUUCUCCAUAACCAGCCGCAAGCAGUGUACUCUAGGAGCAAUAGUGGUUUAAAUCUGAAGUUUGAUGGGUCUGUUGGUGGUAGUUGCUGUUCCCCAAGUAUGUCGAAUGGAUCAAGAUCGUUUAUUUCUUCUCUUAGUAUGGAUGGUAGUGUGACGGAUUACGAUAGAAACUCGUUUCAUUUGAUCGGAUUGCCUCAGGGAUCCGAUCAUAUAUCGCAGCAGUCCAGGAGGACUAGCUGUUCUGGUAGUUUCAAGUGUGGAAGUAGAAGCAAAUGUCAUUGUUCCAAGAAAAGGAAAAUGAGGGUGAAACGAUCGAUUAAAGUACCAGCAAUCAGUAACAAGAUUGCGGAUAUACCUCCUGAUGAAUAUUCAUGGAGGAAAUAUGGACAAAAGCCAAUAAAGGGUUCUCCUCAUCCUAGAGGAUACUAUAAAUGCAGCAGCGUGCGAGGUUGUCCAGCAAGGAAGCAUGUGGAACGAUGUGUAGAUGAAACUUCUAUGCUUAUUGUGACUUAUGAAGGCGAGCAUAACCAUUCAAGAAUACUCUCUUCCCAAUCAGCUCAAACUUGA
Messenger RNA from Eutrema salsugineum, 1559 nucleotides. RefSeq names its product probable WRKY transcription factor 74. The transcript has 4 exons. Gene Ontology annotation, biological process: regulation of DNA-templated transcription. The record is from RefSeq and is a predicted model, not a curated record. NCBI's taxonomy places the organism in Eukaryota, Viridiplantae, Streptophyta, Magnoliopsida, Brassicales, Brassicaceae. Gene Ontology annotation, molecular function: sequence-specific DNA binding; DNA-binding transcription factor activity. Bases 516 to 1559 code for a protein of 347 amino acids.